Molecule: messenger RNA, 3363 nt
Organism: Arvicanthis niloticus (Nile rat)
Lineage: Eukaryota; Metazoa; Chordata; Mammalia; Rodentia; Muridae
Source: RefSeq, a predicted model, not a curated record
CCCGCAGGAUGGCGGGCGCUUCCUCGCGCGUGCACUACCUGUCGGACUUCGGCUGCCCGCUCGGAGGCCGAGCGGCGGGGCAGCCGCAUGUGCUGCGACAUGAGGCGGAGGUCUUUUUGUCCACCGGGCGCGAACUCGUCUACGUGUAUGACCAUGAGGGCGGGCUGCUGACGGCGGUGUACCAGUUUCCCGACCAGGUAUGGCACCUGCAGCUCCUGGCCGUCCGCAGGGCGCUCUACGUCCUGUGUGCCCGGACUGGCAUCUACUGCCUGUCGUUGGACUCACUGGACAGGUCUGGGAGCCAGGCCUGUGAGGACAAAGAGGAUGAGGCUCCCCCUUACCCUGUGAUCCAUGUGGACCCAGAUGCCUGUGUCCUCCCUGACUCUACCCUCUGUGCCUUCACUGUGCUGGAUGAUAUGCUGGUCACCCUGGCACAGGGCCCCACCCAGUGGAAGAUGAAGCUGUUUGAGCAUCCCUGUGAAGGGGAGGAGCCUCAGCCUGGAGUCCAGGUUGGGGAGGUGGAGCUGUCUACCUGCACCCCUCCAGGUGGGGUGCCAGGGAAGCCUACAGCCCCGUGCUUCCUGCCAGUGCUGUGUUGCGUGUUCCCACCAGACUUCAGGGCACCUCACAGUCACCCCCCCCAGGGCUGCGGGUGCCUCAUGCUGGAGGAGGCCCUCUUUGGUCUACUCUUUGGAGUCGAUGCCACCCUCCUGCAGUCCCCUGUGAUCCUCUGUGGUCUCCCUGAUGGCCAGCUUUGUUGUGUGGUCCUGAAGGCCUUGGUCACCUCUGGGUUAGCCCCUGGUGACCCAAAGGUUCUGGUCAAGAUCCUCCACCACCUAGAGGAGCCUGUGAUCUUCAUUGGGGCUUUGAGGGCAGAGCCACACGAGGAGGAAGCAGCAAGAGAGUUGCUGCCUGGCGAGGAUGUGCACGCUGACUGCCUAGUGGCCCUUGGUCACCAGGGCCGGACACUGGCCAUCAAGGCCAGCUGGAGCGAGUCAGGGGAUCUGGUGCCAGAGCUCCGUGAGUAUUGCCUUCCCGGGCCUGUGCUCUGUGCCGCCUGUGGCAGGGAUGGCCACUUGUACCACAGCACCCCCUCAGACCUCUGCAUGGUAGACCUGACUCGGAGAGACAGUCCUUGGAAUGCUGAAAAGCCAGACGGGGCCAUAGGAGGUCUGCCCUCGGUGCUGUGCCCAGUCACCUUGAACAUCUGCAGUGCCCUCGCUCUGUGUGUGACAGCAAGGGUGCCUACAGGUAGCACGGAGCUCCUGGCCCUGUCUUCUAAAGGACGGCUGAUUACCUGCAGUCUGGACUUGAACUCUAAGGCACCUGUGCCUGACAAGAUGAGCGUGGCAAAUGCAGGCCAGAAAAUUAAGGAGCUGCUCGUGGACAUCGGUGAUGUCUCUGAGAGGGUGUCCUUCCUGAAAAAAGCUGUUGACCAGCGCAACAAGGCCAUAACCAGUCUCAAUGAGGCCAUGAAUGUGAGCUGCGCCCUGCUGUCCAGUCAGGAGGGUGAUCGGCCCAUCUCAUGUUCCAUCGCCACCUCCUGGAGCCGCCUGGAGAUGCGAGACAUGCUGAUGGCCACCUGCACACUGGAGAAUAACAGCAGCUUCAGCCUGGACCAGGGCUGGACCUUGUGUAUUCAGGUGCUGACUAGUUCCUCUGCCUUAGACCUGGAUGGGACCGGCUCAGCUUUCACGUACACCAUCCCAGUGGACAGACUGGGCCCAGGCAGCCGGCGGGAAGUGACGCUGCCCCUGGGCCCUAGUGAGAGUGGUGUGCUCGACCUGCCUGUGACCAUGUCCUGCUGGCUCUUCUACAGCCUCAGGGAGGUGGUGGGUGGGGCCCUGGCCCCCUCAGAUCCUCUAGACGUCCCCUACCUGGAGAAGCUCCCUCUCAACCUUCCUAAGCAAGAAGGCGUCUGCCUGCCCCUGUGCAAGCGCACAGUGGACAUGCUGCAGGGCCUGCGCUUUCCCGGGGUGACCUCGCACCCUGCACAGGCCCCCUGCGUGCCUGGCCCUGCCUGUGACGCUGUGGAAACUUUCCUGAGGACCUGCCAAGCCCCUGGCAGUGAGCCCGCCGGUGCCGCCUCCCUGCGGGCCAAGUACCUGCCUCCAUCCACAGCCUCCAUCAGGGUGUCUGCAGGCCUUCUCAGAGCAGCCCUGGAGGGCAGUCACGCAGGUUUCCACCUGUGCAAUGCUACCCUGCAGUGGCUCCUCGCUGAGAACGCUGCUGUGGAUGUUGUGAGAGCUCAGGCCCUGUCUUCCAUCCAGGGAAUAGCCCCAGAUGGAACUGAUGUCAACCUCAUCGUCCAUGAGGUAGCUGUGACUGAUUUGAGCCCUGCAGGCCCCAUCCAGGCUGUGGAGAUCCAAGUGGAGAGCUCCUCUCUGGCCAACAUGUGCAGGGUGCACCAUGCCAUCAUCAGACGAAUACAGACCAUGGUCACAGAGCAAGCAGCCCGAGGCGCCAGCCCACCGGACCUCCGCAUGCAGUAUCUACAACAGAUCCACGCCAAUCACCAGGAACUGCUCCGUGAAGUGCAAGCCCUGCGUGAGCAGCUGUGCACGGAGGAUGAGGUGGCCUCCUGCACCACAGCCCAGAAGCUCCUGAAGAUUUACAAGCAGCUGCGUAACCCCAGCCUCGUCCUGUUGUGACCGGUAGGUCCUGGUCCUCCAUCCACACCUGAUCCAGUAUGCUGACCUGGUGGUUUACCCAGAAUGGAAAAGGAUCCCUCGCUCAGGCAGCUAUGCCUCCUGGGUAGUCAGGGAGGCAGGAAAAAGGGGAUGUGGGGGACAUAGGUUCAGGAAUGUCUGAACCCACCAGGCUUUAAUGCUUCAUGCCUUCCUCCUUCCUGACAGCUGCUGGCCAGCUCCACAUCACUGCGGGACACACUUGGGGCUUGCCUGGCAGCAUCCCUCCACUGGAACCUCUGCACCCUGAUGGGAAGUAUCGUCACCCAAGUACUCAGGCCACGGAGACACAGGGUUUCUGGGGUUCAGACUUCCAAGUUUGGGACUGUUCUGCUGCUGACCCCAGCACACCCCAGGAGCGCUGACUGCCUGUCUGGGGCCACCAGGUGGCAGAGUGCUCACUGCAACCAAAGCACAAAGACCAUGGGAGGACUCCCAUUGAUGCCAGCGGCACGGGCUGCCUCCAGCACUGUGCUGCUUUCAGCCCCAUGUCCUUCCCAGCCUCCUCCUUCAGCUGGGCCCUGCCCGGCUGCUGGUGCUGUCGUUACCAUGGGAGGGGAGGGGAGUGUGUCUGCAGAGCUCUGCCUGCUCCUGUUGUCUGUCUGUGAGGUGCUGUGCUGACAAGCUACCUUUCUGUGACGUUCCAGGUGUCCACUGAAGUUGACUUCACUUCUGC